UGAUAGGAAGAGGUUUUCCAUCCUUAUAAAGAAUGUUUCAUUCUCCUCCCCCAAACGUGGGAUCGUACGACAGCAUUGCAAACUAAACUAUGUAUCCCCUUUUUAAGCAUUUUAAAUUUUGCACACUUUAAAAGCUUUGGUUAAAGUGGGAUAUCGUGUUGGGAAUAUGGUAUAAAUGUAUAUCAAUCAAUCAUCAGAUGUUUGUGUGCAGUAAAAGUUGAGGAUACGGUUCUCUUUAUCUAAGCUAUCUCAGGCUCUUUUUGCGAAUGCAGGCUAACUGUUCGACGUAAGUCCAUAGGCCUUUUACAUUAGUUUUUUGAGUGAAUAAAGAAACAAUUGUGACAGGACCUGAGUUUAUUCCGGGGAAUGAAGAAAAGAGGCCAUAACUUUUAGCAAAAUAAGGUGACAUUCUUUUUACUACUUGCUUGCUUAGUUCUGUUCAAGAUUUGUUACUUUACUUUCUGAUAAAGUCGAUGAAGAACAGAGAUGAGUAGCCAUUGCAAUCAUGAACACAGCCGCUGAGAAACAAAUGCACCAUCGGCCUUGUAAUGGGGUCCUUUCUUUUUAUAUAUGUUUGUGGAAUUCGUGCACUCUUUUUGGCUUUCACUUUCCUCGAUAAAGUAACAGAAUCUCCAUACCUCUAUUUCAUCAUUCUCUGUUAAAUACCCCAAAUGAGGCUCGCUUGUUGCCUCAGGAGCUCACUGAAGGAACAAGUGGUCAUGGUCAUCUCUCUUAACUCAGACAGUGAAAUGAGUUCAUGUUUGGCUAGAUGUUCAUCAACUCGGCUGGAGAACAUAGAUGAAAAUAGCCCUGCAAAUUGGUUGCCGGGUUCGUUUGUUCUACCUGAAACUCCAAUUGAGUCCAUGGAAUUUCUUGGCAGAUCUUGGAGCCUGUCUGCCAAAGAGCUCUCUAAGGCUCUUUCCACUGCCCAUGAUACUCCUAGUCGUCUUCAGAACUCAGUGAUUGGCUUUCUUAGUGCUGAUGCACAUGAUUCAAAUUCUUCAGUCUUGAGUGAGCCACUACUUCGGCGCUUACCCAGUGGAGAUAGUCCUCCAGCUUCACCAAGAGGAAGUGAAGAAAUGAAGGAACUUUUGUUACUUCACCAAGCAUUGAAUCCAGAUUUCCUUUCCAACCAGCAACUACUUGGAAAUGGGCUAUACAAGAGCAUAUUAAGAGGUAAUAAAACAUUGGGAAGGUGGAUGAAGGAUCAAAAGGAGAGGAAGAAGCAGGAAAUCAGAUCACAGAAUGCUCAAUUACAUGCAGCUGUGUCUGUAGCAGGUGUUGCUGCUUCAGUAGCAGCAUUCAUUGCAUCACUCUUAUCUUGUGAAACAUCAUCGGGUAAUCACAAAUGGCCUUCAAAGACAUCAUCAGCCAUGGCUUCUGCAGCUGCCCUUGUCGCAUCUCAUUGCAUAGAGAUGGCAGAGGAAAUGGGAGCUAGCCAUGAACAUAUCUUGAAUGUAGUUAACUCUGCAAUCAAUGCUAGAACUAAUGGAGAUAUCAUGACCCUAACAGCAGGAGCAGCUACAGCUUUAAGAGGAGCUGCAACCUUAAGGUCAAGGCUUGAAAAAGGGUUGGGAGGCACAAACUUUGGAGUGGGUGAGGAUAAAGUUGAAGAAGAAGGGAAAGAAUCAAACAUGUUGAUAGCAAUCAACCAUGUUUCCAGGGGAGGAGAGCUUCUCAAACGCACAAGGAAAGGGGUUCUCCACUGGAAGCAAGUUUCUUUCAACAUAAAUUCAAACUGGCAGGUUGUGGCAAAAUUGAAAAGCAGGCAUAUGGCAGCAACAUUUACAAAGAACAAAAAAUGCGUAAUCUCGGGUGUGAACUGCAACGUUACGGCAUGGCCGGGGCGGGAAAGGGAGACGGAUAGCGAGCCAAGGGCUUACUUUGGCAUUGUAACAACAGAUAGAACAAUAGAAUUUGAAUGCAGUGGGAAAGGAGAAAAACAGAUGUGGGUUGAGGGGAUUCAAUAUAUGAUCAACUUUCGUGCCCACUUGAAAUGAUUCCGACCGCUCUUGCCCUCAA
This is a messenger RNA of Cucurbita moschata (crookneck pumpkin), 2022 nucleotides long. Its product is annotated as VAN3-binding protein-like. NCBI's taxonomy places the organism in Eukaryota, Viridiplantae, Streptophyta, Magnoliopsida, Cucurbitales, Cucurbitaceae. The transcript is spliced from 9 exons. The record is from RefSeq and is a predicted model, not a curated record. The coding region runs from base 672 to 2000 and encodes 442 amino acids.